AUGAUGUUGUCCAACAGUCCAGGCUCAGAUCUCAGAGUCCUUGCUUCAAACGAGAAAUCCGUCAAAAUCGGAAUGCCAUUUCGCUCCAAUGUGGAUGGGAAAAACAGCACCGAUGCUACGUAUGCUAUGUAUGCUAGCGUGCCCAUGUUCAUGCUAGUUACCAUGCUUGGCGAUGCAGUUCUCAAAGCUGUUGCAAAGUUUGCCGACAUCGAAUCUAUAGUUCUGAUGAGAGGCGAUGUUUCAGUAGAAAAGAUAUCUGCUUUGUCGAAGUUUUCCAUGCCGUAUGGUCUGGCAUCCGUACACCAAACAAGCAAUAAAAUACAAAUAGAUAUCGUCACAUUUACCAUUGUUACAAAUAGGAUAAAAACUACAAAGCACCCUCAAGAUUUGUCAGUUUAUUGUUUCUUGGUAAACGUUGCGCGUGGAGCAGAAGAAAUACAAAAGCGAGAAAAAGAAGACUUGCGACAGUUGGAAUAUAUUUCCUUGAUUAAAACUUUGCUAAAACAAACGAACUUGUUAAGUUCGUUCGAUGGCUUUCUCCUAGCAACUAGCACAAUAUUAGCAUCGAUGGUUGUCAGAUUCAAACCACUUUUGAUCGCCUCGGCAAUGUCAUAUCUCUUGUAUGCCGGAACUGCCCUUUUGCUACCAGGACCAAUGGCAAGAUAUGGACUUCCGACUAUGUCCGAAACUGCUGAACCGAAACUUGCGGCAAGAUCGGACGAAGCAGGAUCCUCAAGCAACAAGAUCUUCGACAAUGUGAUGGCCGAAACUUUGAUGCGAAGCAUCCAAUUCAGUCCAGUGAUGACCGUUUUAACGAACGUUUCCGUGAACGUAAUAGCAGAUACCAUGUCUCGGCUGAGAUUCAUGAGUCGUAUGCUGGUUACACAAAUAGGCAUUCUGCAAGGAAAUAUGUCUUUGCUUUCUCGCAUGUUGAGCAAUGAAUGUAUGUCGAGAUUUUUAUGCCGGGUUGGCCAGUUUACGGAUGUUAACUUUCCAAUGGUAUCUUCGUCAUUGAGAUCUCUUGCGUAA
Messenger RNA from Uloborus diversus, 1029 nucleotides. RefSeq lists its product as uncharacterized. The transcript has 2 exons. The record is from RefSeq and is a predicted model, not a curated record. The coding region runs from base 1 to 1029 and encodes 342 amino acids. NCBI's taxonomy places the organism in Eukaryota, Metazoa, Arthropoda, Arachnida, Araneae, Uloboridae.